UAUUUUUUGCAGUGCUAAUGCUGAAGUCAUUCUCCGUCUCAUACAACAGCAGCCAAGGACAAGGGAGCUUCAGCAGAGAGAGGGGAAAGAGGAGAGAGAAAGGUGCCUCCUUUUGCCUUUGCGAUAACUGUCUCGGUGUUGAAUCGAUGUCGGUGUCCAUGCUGCUCUAACAGGAGGCAAAGCGGGGGGAUUUAACUUCACACACGGACAAACCUAUGCUUGGAUUUCGGCUCUUUUCCCCUUCGCCAAUGCAAAAGGAAAUAUGCAGCGAAGCUUCACCAUUCUCUACACCAGUUUACUGGGGAUGUGCUUGGGAUCAAGCUCAAGUUUUCCAAGUAACAUCAAUAUAGGAGGAUUGUUCCCAACCGAUUCGCACGAAUAUGAGGUUUUUCGUUUCGCCCUCUCUCACCACCAGGACAUCCCCAAACUGGUGCCGCAGGUGGAUAUGGUCAAGAUGGGGAAUAGCUUCUCCAUGACAUAUGCCUUUUGCUCCCAGUUCUCCAAAGGUGUGUAUGCCAUCAUCGGCCUGUAUGACAGGAAGACAGUCAACAUGCUCAUGUCCUUCUGCGGCGCGCUGCAUGUCUGCUUCGUCACGCCGUCCUUCCCCAUCGAGACGGCCAACCAGUUUGUCAUCCAGCUGAGGCCCGAGCUCCAGGAUGCUCUGGUGGGAGUGAUCGACCACUACGGAUGGAACAAGUUUGUCUAUAUGUACAGUUCUGACUCAGGCCUGUCAGUGCUGCAGAAGGUUCUGGACACAGCAGCGGAGAGGAACUGGCUGGUGACCUCGGUCAAUGUGGAGACCAUGACGGAGGCCUCUUUCUUGAAAGUGUUCCAGGAUUUGGACAAGAGGAAGGAGGGCCAGAUUAUCAUCGAUUGUGAGACUGAGAGGCUCACUGGCAUCCUUAAAAAGAUUGUCGAGCAAGGCAAGAAUGCGAAGAGCUACCACUACAUUCUGGCUAACCUGGGCUUCCUGGACAUCGACCUGACAGACCUGAGGAAAGGUGGGGCGAACAUCACCGGCUUCCAGCUCGUCAACAACUCUGAGCCGGCCGUCAGCCGUGUCGUCCAGCAGUGGAUGGAGUUUGACAACAAAGACUCCAAAGUGCCCAAGAGUGGACUCAAAUACACAGGCGCUCUAACAUAUGACGGGGUAAAAGUCAUGUCCACGGCCUUCCAGAAUUUAAGGAGACAGAGGAUAGACAUCUCUCGAAGGGGCAACGCUGGAGAGUGUCUCGCCAACCCACCAGCUCCCUGGGGACAGGGCAUAGACAUCCAGAGAGCCUUGCAGCAGGUCCGUAUAGAUGGAUUGACUGGUCACAUUCAGUUCAAUGAAAAAGGCCGCAGAACCAACUACACUGUUAGCGUCAUGGAACUGGCCCCCUCUGGACCAAAGAAGGUUGGCUACUGGAAUGAAGAUGAAAAGUACGUGACUACCGCCAGCUUCGUUAGAGGCAGCAACGAGACUGGCGUCCUGCAGAACAGAACUUACAUAGUUACCACUAUCUUGGAGUCUCCAUAUGUGAUGCUGAAGAAGAACCAUGAGCAGCUUGCAGGAAAUGACAAGUACGAGGGCUACAUUGUCGAGCUGGCUGCAGAAAUAGCCAAACAUGUGGGCUACCAGUACAAACUGAAGGUUGUUUCAGAUGGCAAAUAUGGAGCCAGAGAUCCAGAAACCAAGAUGUGGAACGGCAUGGUGGGGGAACUGGUUUAUGGGAAAGCAGAUGUGGCUGUGGCUCCUCUGACCAUCACCCUGGUCCGUGAAGAAGUGAUCGACUUCUCCAAGCCCUUCAUGUCCCUUGGUAUCUCCAUUAUGAUCAAGAAACCCACCAAAUCCAAACCUGGCGUGUUUUCAUUCCUGGACCCGCUGGCUUACGAGAUCUGGAUGUGCAUUGUGUUUGCCUACAUUGGCGUCAGUGUCGUCCUGUUCCUUGUCAGUCGAUUCAGCCCGUAUGAGUGGCACGCUGAGGACUACGAGGAGGCCGGUGAGCCGCAGUCUCCCAACCAAGCAUCAGCCUCCAACGGGGCAAUGCAGCAGGGCCAGACACCAACACAACAGAACACCAACCAGCAGAGUCCUGAGCAAACCAAUGAGUUUGGCAUUUUCAACUCCCUUUGGUUCUCACUGGGGGCCUUCAUGCAGCAGGGCUGCGAUAUCUCACCACGCUCUCUGUCUGGCCGGAUUGUUGGAGGUGUCUGGUGGUUCUUCACCCUCAUCAUCAUCUCAUCCUAUACUGCCAACUUGGCUGCCUUCCUGACAGUGGAGAGGAUGGUGUCACCUAUAGAGAGUGCUGAGGAUUUGGCCAAGCAGACGGAGAUCGCCUAUGGAACACUGGAUGCCGGCUCCACCAAAGAAUUCUUCAGGAGGUCAAAGAUCGCCGUGUUUGAGAAGAUGUGGUCCUACAUGAAGGCGGCCGACCCGUCCGUGUUUGUCAAGACCACAGACGAGGGCGUAAUGAGAGUCAGGAAGUCCAAGGGCAAGUAUGCCUACCUGUUGGAGUCCACAAUGAACGAGUACAUAGAGCAGAGGAAACCGUGCGAUACUAUGAAGGUGGGAGGAAACCUGGACUCUAAAGGUUAUGGCAUCGCCACACCCAAGGGCUCCGCUCUCAGAAACCCAGUAAACCUGGCAGUGUUAAAACUGAACGAGCAGGGCCUCUUGGACAAAUUGAAAAACAAGUGGUGGUACGACAAGGGAGAGUGCGGCAGCGGGGGCGGGGACUCCAAGGACAAGACGAGCGCUCUGAGCCUCAGCAAUGUGGCGGGGGUCUUCUACAUCCUGAUCGGCGGCCUAGGCCUGGCCAUGCUGGUGGCGCUGGUGGAGUUCUGCUACAAGUCCCGGACCGAGUCGCAGCGAAUGAAGCAAUCCAUCAACGACGCCAUGCGCUGCUCCACCCUGACCAGGAUGAGUGGCAAUGGAGCGGCGGAGAGAACGGACGAAUCCUCACCCACGAUCCCCAAGACCGUUCAGACGCUGCCCUGUAUGAGCCACACCGCCAGCAUGGGACUAGGUGCCUCCGGCUGUGAUCAUCAUGUGACGGCGGAGAGGAAUAGGCAGGGUGGGGCAGAAGAAGAGUACAAGACUCUAAUGGCCUCAAUAGGCAUGGCUGUCUGGUUUGGCCCAUCUGUCCUCCUGGCUGUCAACACGCCCAACUUAAACAAGACUUAACCUACUGCCAAAAUGCACUCUCGAACCACUCCUUGCAAACUACAAACAGAGACUCACAAUUUUUUUUUUAAAUAAGUGGAUGUUUGAAAAAGAGAUCUGGAAAAAAAGAAGGGAAAUGUGCUGCAAUAAAGAAGCCGUCAACAGGCGUGUUUUUGAAUUUUUUACGGUGUUCAUUUGUGUGGGGAAAAAAAUAACUUUAUUCUUCAGUGUGACGCCUGCGCUGUGCCAUUUCGAUGGAGCUGUUGACGUUAGUCUGCGUGUGCAAUAUCUUCACCUCCACUGCUGACCGUGUACUACCUAGAUGCUUUCUGAUGGCUGAUGGAACGUGUCUUUGCACAGACGAGGCAGAGGAGAACAAACACUUGUGACUGCUACAAUGAUUUGAUAUUUUUUUGGGACAUUCCCGCUCUCUUUCACACUCACAUUUACACGCCAUUUUUGAAGGACAAAGUGCUGUGUGUAGCAUAGCCACUUUUUAUGAAAUAGUAUAUGGUUUACACUGUUGUAAUAGCGCAAAGAGCUUUGUCAAAUGUAGUUAUGAAAGUAAACACUGUUUAAAUUAGCAGUUGACCAGGCUACAACAAACGUGUUGCUGCUACACCUCAUUUAACACAUCAUGCCUUGUCUUUGUGCCAUAAUUACAUAUGCCAUACCAUAAUUCUCACAAAUGCACACAGAUGCUACUGGGUAAUUUGUUUGACCGACAGAUAGAGUUUUACUGUUGAGUGAUAACAAAAACAGAGGGCAGAUUUAGAAACGCUCACUUUGACCUGAGAAAGGUUAUAGAAUACACUGACACACUGACGUAUUACUCCUGUGGCUAUGUACAGUACUGAGUGACCUUACACUGUAUUCUACUGUUGUGACAUUCAUAGCAUAUCCAUUGUUUUACUAGUGAGACUAUUUGCAGCACACAUUGAAGGACAAAUAUUGACAAAUUCAGAUAUAAUCUGGAGAAAAUAUUCCUCAAACUAUUGUCGAAGCUGUUGCUGCAUGCUUCACUCAUGUACUUUCAGCUGUAUUCAGUUUUAAUGAAAUGGGCAGCACUCUUAAUUUAUUGAAAUCCCCUGCAGAUCGUUCAUGGCCUAUAAAAGGAAAGUUGGCCUCCUCUUGCUGUUGCUAGCUGGCUCAGGAAAGAGGCGGGAUGGAAACACUUGGUGUGAGUGACAGAUUCAGAGUCAAGGUUACGGUGGUCACCGCACAGCUCGGCUGGAGAGUUCUCCCUUUUAGAUCAUCAAGGAAACAGAGUGGCGGGCCCUGACUGUGCAUUUUGUAAUAUAUAUGUAAUGUGUUGAGGGGAUUUAAUACCCUGUUGGUGACACUCAGCCUAAGCCCCUUGAUUCCUACAGAAGACGUACUUAUUCAAAACAGCUCAUAAAUAUAUUGUUUCAUUUUUAAAUUAUUUAUUUAUUAUACUAGGCACUGUAGUUUUUAGCAAAUGUUACUCAAACAGGAGUAAAUUGUGCAUUUGUUGGAGACUAUUUUCAGCAGCGGAUUAAUACUCAUUUUAAUACUCAGCCCGACAGUGUGGGAUUUACUCCAAAUAAACUACAGUGCCCAUGAGGUAACUUGUUGUUUUUUUACAAUGCAUCACAGCCACAGGCUGUGUCAAAGACAAGCAUCUUCUCCUCUUACUUUUAACUUUCCCUCUCUCCACCACUGCAAAAUAAAACAUUUCCAGUACCUGGAUGGUCAGAAAUAAUGUAGAAUAUAGGAAAUCAUUAGAAAAUGCAUCGUCAUCAUCAUACAUGGUCAUUAGUCUGACUGUGUCCAAAGGUGUGAUUUUACUUGAAGGUUAACUGGAAGGUUGUUGCUUGAAUUGGGAUUUUCACGUCUGCAGGAUGCCAGAGGUCAGCUUUAGAUCUUGUCCGGCCCACUCUAGGACACCUCUGGGUUCACAGCAGAGGCCGAGCGCCUGUACAAAGGCAGCACCCAUCCCCUGCUUCCACAGCUGGUCGUGUAUUAUUUUUCUUCUCGUCUGAGUUCCUGCUUUAAAAAAUCUAAUGUAUGGCUUCUCUCUAUCUCUACAAGCAAAAUGGGCAGUCCGAGUUUACUGAAAUCAUACAUAUCUCCACCUAUUAUGUAUAUAAAAGGCUUUUCUCGUCCCCCAGUGAAAAUGUUUGUUCUCCUCCCAAACAUGCCUCACUGUACCUGAAUUAGUUACCUACCGCGUGAGUACUUUUCCUUUCUUCUCUCAUUUAUGCGUCUUCUUUUGCUGUUGUUGUAUUAAUUAGAACACGGCACAGCACUCUUCAGUGGAGGCUUUACCUUCAGAGAGAUGUUUUAUAUGCCAUAACAGAUUUGUAGAAAAAUAAAAAAAAAUAUCUAAAAAGCAGUCAAUGUUUGUAUUAUAAAGAAGAUAUGGGGUGCUGGGAAAGUGUUAUACACUUUGAAGAGUAUAAAAAAUAAAACACAUGCACACACACACACACACACACACACACACACACACACACACACACACACACACACACUGAUGUUGAAUAAUCUGUAGAUGCUAAUGUUGUUUGAAGCCAGUUUUGAGUUGAUUUCAUUUUAUGUUGUUGCAAUUUCAAAAAGGAAUUCCUGUUGGUGUUUUUUAAGUGGUUGAAAUUGAACACCAUUUGAAUAUUUCUUUGUCUUUUUCCUUUUUUACAGUAUUUUACUACUGGAAUCUGAUCACCAGAGUUUGUUCACCAGAAACAUCAUUAUUGUUGUUUUUCCAAACGAGAACAAGGGUGUUACUGAGUUUUAAAAUAAAAACGAUGGUCAAUAAAUGGGUUCGCAGUUAAAAAAAAAAAAAGAAUACAACUAUUAGGAAUCAGACUUUUGAGAAAUAAACCUUUUUUUCUAACCAAAGUGUCCUGGAUGGAAGUCAUCAUGCUUUUGUAACUGAAUAAAGGAAUAAACUAUG
This is a messenger RNA of Perca flavescens (yellow perch), 6059 nucleotides long. It is a transcript of the gene gria1a, whose product is annotated as glutamate receptor, ionotropic, AMPA 1a. NCBI's taxonomy places the organism in Eukaryota, Metazoa, Chordata, Actinopteri, Perciformes, Percidae. The record is from RefSeq and is a predicted model, not a curated record. Gene Ontology annotation, cellular component: membrane. Gene Ontology annotation, molecular function: ligand-gated monoatomic ion channel activity.